UCCAGACCCUGUGGCCUCCAGCCGAGACCCUCCCGGGCUCCGCGGGCGCAUCCCCGGCGGGCGGGCGGCAGGAGGAGGGCCUCCGCGGGGAUCCCGGGGCGCAAUCCCCGAGGGCGACCAGGAGGAAGAGGGCGGCGAAGCCAUGCCCGCGGUAGCGACGUGCGGACCCAACGCGUCCUGGUGGGCGCAGGCCAACGCGUCGGGCUGCCCGGACCGUGGCGCCAACGCCUCAGACGAUGGGGACCCCGCGCCGUGGCCGGUGGACGCCUGGCUGGUGCCGCUCUUCUUCGCCGUGCUCAUGCUGCUCGGCCUGACGGGGAACUCGCUGGUCCUCUUCGUCAUCUGCCGCCACAAGCAGAUGCGGACGGUAACCAACUUCUACAUCGCCAACCUGGCGGCCACAGACGUGACCUUCCUGCUGUGCUGCGUGCCCUUCACGGCCCUGCUCUACCCGCUGCCGUCCUGGGUGCUGGGCGACUUCAUGUGCAAGUUCGUCAACUACAUCCAGCAGGUGCCGGGCUGGAGCCGGGGCGGGGGCGGGGCCUGGGGACCGUGGGCGGGGCCUGGAUGGAGGCGGAGCCUGGGAG
Messenger RNA from Equus quagga, 587 nucleotides. RefSeq names its product kiSS-1 receptor-like. The record is from RefSeq and is a predicted model, not a curated record. Lineage: Eukaryota; Metazoa; Chordata; Mammalia; Perissodactyla; Equidae. Gene Ontology annotation, cellular component: membrane. The annotation marks the transcript as partial. Gene Ontology annotation, biological process: neuropeptide signaling pathway. Gene Ontology annotation, molecular function: G protein-coupled peptide receptor activity. The transcript has 2 exons.